AUGACGGGGCCGUCGCCUUUGUCCAUUGACCUCAACCGUGCGCCGGCGAACUCCAAAGCCCCCAAGCACCUAGGAGCAGCAGCGAUGACCGGUGCACGCAACCUGCUCGACGAUUUGUCGGCCGAGCGCGCGCCGCCAUCGAUGCAGGCACCGUCCACCAUGCAGGCCCCUCCGUCUUACCCGCCGACAAUGCCGACCACCGUGCCAUAUCCUUCGACCGAGCAGGCUCCCCAGCCACCUCCCAUUGACACACAGGAGGACACCACUGCCUAUCCCGGCAGCAUGAACAUCGAGGAGGAGUCAUUGUUCGCUGAGGAGCUCACAGAAGCCGCAGCUGCACAAGCUCGAGGUCGUCGGGUUAGCAAAAGAACCAGCAACUACACGGUGCAGGAGGACAAGGUGCUCGUCGAUGCAUGGUUGACCAUUGGGCAAGAUGCAUUGACAGGUGCCGAGCAGAAGGUAACCGCAUUCUGGCGCCAGAUCUAUGAAUACUUCCAUGAACAUAGCAAAUACGGACAUGAGUCAUUUGAGAGCGACCGCAGCGAGCUAUCCCUCCAAAAGAGGUGGGGAGCAAUUCAAACGGAAUGCAACAAGUUCCAGGCGACGUAUGAUCACGUGAAGCGGAUCCCCGUGAGCGGCAUGCGCAUGAAGGACUUGGUAUGA
Lolium perenne is the source of this 663-nucleotide messenger RNA. The record is from RefSeq and is a predicted model, not a curated record. Lineage: Eukaryota; Viridiplantae; Streptophyta; Magnoliopsida; Poales; Poaceae.